AUCCGUGCGCAGGCGCCCGUCCUAGUCGCUCUUAAAGUCCCGUAAACAGAAGGGCCUGCUGGUGACAACUUCUGCUUCCGGGUCACUCCUUGACAGCCGUUCUCACGACCCAGCUCAACCCCGCGGUUCGGCAGUUUGGAGCAUGUGAACAUACCCUGAGCCUUGAUGAGUUCCAGUAUGUGGUAUAUUAUGCAGAGCAUUCAGAGCAAAUACUCUCUCUCAGAGCGCUUAAUCCGAACAAUUGCUGCCAUUCGUUCCUUCCCACAUGAUAAUGUAGAGGACCUCAUCAGAGGGGGAGCAGAUGUGAACUGCACCCAUGGCACACUGAAGCCCUUGCACUGCGCCUGCAUGGUGUCCGAUGCCGAUUGUGUGGAGUUACUCCUGGAAAAGGGAGCUGAGGUGAAUGCCCUCGAUGGUUACAACCGAACAGCCCUCCACUAUGCAGCUGAGAAGGAUGAAGCUUGCGUGGAGGUCCUAUUGGAGUAUGGUGCAAACCCCAAUGCCCUGGAUGGCAACCGAGACACCCCACUGCACUGGGCAGCCUUUAAGAACAAUGCUGAAUGUGUGCGGGCCCUCCUAGAGAGCGGGGCCUCUGUCAAUGCCCUGGAUUACAACAAUGACACCCCACUCAGCUGGGCUGCCAUGAAAGGAAAUCUUGAGAGCGUCAGCAUCCUUCUUGACUAUGGUGCGGAGGUCAGAGUCAUCAACCUAAAAGGCCAGACACCCAUCUCCCGCCUGGUGGCUCUGCUAGUCAGGGGACUUGGAACUGAGAAAGAGGACUCUUGCUUUGAGCUCCUCCACAGGGCUGUUGGACACUUUGAAUUGAGGAAAAAUGGCACCAUGCCACGAGAAGUGGCCAGAGACCAGCAGCUAUGUGAAAAACUGACUGUUCUGUGCUCAGCCCCAGGAACUCUGAAAACACUCUCUCGCUAUGCUGUGCGCCGUAGCCUGGGACUCCAGUAUCUGCCAGAUGCAGUGAAGGGCCUUCCCCUGCCAGCUUCUCUGAAGGAAUACCUGUUACUUAUAGAAUAGCCUGGAGAAGACGUUUGCACCAUCAAGCAGGCAACUCUGGGUGAGGUUUUCCUCGCACUUCUACUGUCCCUUUGUCUUGGGAAACAGGAAAAGCAGCUGUCCCUGUUGUGUGGUUUAUAUUUUGAGGCAACAUGUCACAACAGUAACCUCCACAUCACUUCCUCUCCCCAAGCCAAGCAACCAAACAACAACAAAAAUAAUCUCUCACUUUUGUUUUCUGUUUACUUCGCUUUUUAUAUUGCACCCUGUGAAGAAGAGGUCUCCCCCUCCUUCCCUUUAGGGAAAAAGUCAACAGUGCAACCUAAGCUCCUCUAGGAAGAUGAAAAGUGCAAGGUACUUAGAGAAUGUGUUCAGUUUUCCUUUGGGGACAUAUUAACGCUGCAAAUAAUCCUCUUGAAGCAUUUUAACAUAUCUGUGAAGGAGUUUAAGGAAAUUCCAGCUAACAUGUGGCCCAAAGAUGAACGUACUACACCUCAGAUAGUAUGCAGAUUGAGAACUGGGCUGGAUGGUAUCCCUAGAGUGCCACCUCAUGGGGCAUUCAGAAGGGACUGGCCCCUUCUCAUCAUCAAAAGAAAUAGCAGUCUUUGCCUCUUUUCCAUGGUUGUGCCCAAGGAUUACAAUAAUUCAGCAAUAUUAUUUCAGAAAGAUUGUCUUGCUGCUUUCCACGUAGUAGGAUAGCAGGUUCUAAGCAGUCCUAAGAACUUUCUUCUAAUACAGUUCUUUCUUUUCCUGAAAGCCAGUUUGCUCUAAUGGCUUAGCAGGCAUUUCCUGCACCAUAGAGGAAGGUGUUUGCUUUAGUAGGGGAGGAGCUGGGCUGCCUUCUCCCAGGGUUCUUUCUCAUUCUCUUUAUGAAGCUCACUCUGCUAAGGGCUUGGAGUUAUUUUUCUUUCAGUUUUGGAAAAUUUGCUCUUUACUGAUCUAUACAAGAUAUUGGUGAAGGGCAUAGAGUUGGGGGCUGGAGGAAGAGCAUUAUAAGAGUUUCUUUUGAGAUGGCCCACCUACCCAAAAAAGAUCUGUUUUGAUCUGUGAACAAUACUUAGUCAAAAACACUCCUUUUCAUGUCCCUAAACUAGAUCAAGUUAUCAUUGAUCUUAGAUGACCUGUAUGCAAAUUUGAAAAAUUUUUUUAAAAAAACAAUUGGGAACUACAAAUAAAAAUGAACAAUCUGCUAAUACAGCUAAUUUGAAAAAGUGUAUCUGCUUUUGCUGUUGGUGGUUUUUUUUUUUUGCUUACUUAAAAAAUAAACAGUUAUAAAAGCAA
This is a messenger RNA of Miniopterus natalensis, 2292 nucleotides long. It is a transcript of the gene ASB8, whose product is annotated as ankyrin repeat and SOCS box containing 8. Gene Ontology annotation, molecular function: protein binding. NCBI's taxonomy places the organism in Eukaryota, Metazoa, Chordata, Mammalia, Chiroptera, Miniopteridae. Gene Ontology annotation, biological process: intracellular signal transduction. The record is from RefSeq and is a predicted model, not a curated record.